Molecule: messenger RNA, 1718 nt
Organism: Struthio camelus australis
Lineage: Eukaryota; Metazoa; Chordata; Aves; Struthioniformes; Struthionidae
Source: RefSeq, a predicted model, not a curated record
AUGGAGUCCAUCUCCGCCUGGGGCAUCUUCUGCUCGGGGGACUCCUACCUGGUGCUGCACAAUGGGCCUGACGAGCGAGCUCACCUGCACCUCUGGAUCGGCCGGGACUCGUCGCGGGAUGAGCAGGGCGCCUGCGCCCUGCUGUCCACCCAGCUCAACGCGCUGCUGGACGAGCGCCCCGUGCAGUACCGCGAGGUGCAGGGCAACGAGUCCGACGUCUUCAUGGAGUACUUCCCCCGCGGCGUCAAGUACCAGCCCGGCGGCGUGGACUCGCCAUUCAGGAGCCCACAUCCGGCCACCGCCUCGGGCCCCGUGCUCCGGCUCUACCAAGUGAAGGGCAGGAGGAACAUCCGGGCCAGCGAGCGGGACCUCAGCUGGGCCAGCUUCAACACGGGUGACUGCUUCAUCCUCGACCUGGGCGAGAGCAUCUUUGUGUGGUGCGGGGCCAAGUCCAACGUGCUGGAGCGCAACAAGGCACAGGACCUGGCUGCCGCCAUCCGGGACGGCGAGCGGCGUGGCAAGGCCCACGUGGAGGUUGUGGCUGAUGGCGAGGAGCCCCCCGAGAUGCUCCAGGUGCUAGGUCCCAAACCCGCCUUGCAGGAGGGCAGCCCCGAGGAGGAUGUCAUGGCCGACCAGAAGAAUGCAGGGGCGGCUGUCCUCUACAAGGUGUCGGACGCCACAGGGCGCAUGGACCUGAGCCAGGUGGCAACCAGCAGCCCCUUCAGCCAGGACCUGCUCUGCACCGACGACUGCUUCGUGCUGGACAACGGCGCCUGUGGCAAGAUCUACGUGUGGAAAGGGCGCAAGGCCAACGAGCAGGAGCGCCAGGCGGCCCUCAGGGUAGCCGAGGAGUUCAUCGCCCGCAUGGGGUACUCGCCCCGGACCCAGGUGGAGAUCCUGCCCCAGGGCCGUGAGAGCCCCCUGUUCAAGCAGUUCUUCAGCAGCUGGAAAUGAGAGACCGGCCACCACGCAGCGACAGCGCCAGGCCUGGGACAGCGCCAGGAUCUUCCCCCACUCUGUGCUGGUGUCUUCUGCAUGCCUAUGCUCUCUCCAUGCUCAUGCCAUCUCCAUGCCCAUGCUCUCUCCAUGCCCAUGCCAUCUCCAUGCACAUGCCAUGUCCAUGCCCUGCCAUCUCUGUGCCCACCAUCCCCUUGCCCAUGCCAUGCACCUGCCCACACCAUCCCCAUCCCCAUGCCGUGCCCACACCCUGCCCAUGCCCACACCACAUCCAUGCCAUCCCCAUGUCUACGCUGUGCCCACACCUUGCCCAUGCCCACCCCAUCUCCAUGCCCACGCUAUGCUCAUGCCAUCCCCACACCAUCCUCAUGCCUUCAUCAUGUCCAUGCUGUCCCCAUGUCCAUGAUGUGUCAAUGCCCACACCAUCCCCACACCUUCACCAUGUCCAUGCCCUCACCAUGCCCAUGAUGCACCAAUGCCCACACCAUCCCCCCUGUGUUCACCAUGUCCAUGCCCUCACCGUGUCCCUGAUGUGUCAACGCCCAUACCAUCCCCAUGCCUUCACCAUGACCAUGGUGCCCAUGGCAUUCUUGGUUUUCCACCACUGUGCCCAUGCCCACGCCAUGCCCACACCAUCCCCAUGCCCAUGCUGCACCCAUGCCCACCAUGCCCAUGCCAGCCCCUUGCCCACGCCAUGCCCACGCCAUCCCCAUGCCCGUGCCAUCACCCUCAUCCUGCACCCAGGCCCUGGUGAAUAAAGG